Lathyrus oleraceus (garden pea) is the source of this 1282-nucleotide messenger RNA. RefSeq lists its product as uncharacterized. The transcript has a single exon. Bases 65 to 1051 code for a protein of 328 amino acids. The record is from RefSeq and is a predicted model, not a curated record. Lineage: Eukaryota; Viridiplantae; Streptophyta; Magnoliopsida; Fabales; Fabaceae.
ACUAUUUCCCAACUUAUAGAUUCAUAUCUAAUCACUCCCAUCCUUGUGGUAGCAGAAAACAAGAAUGUGGAUGGUCCUAUCUUCCUCCCCUCAAACACAAAUUCACAAUACAAUCACAACACAAACAUGUUGUCAUCAUCUUCAAUCCAAACCCAAGACAACAAGAAUCACAUUCCCUUUCAAACUAAAAUGCCAACAACAAGAACAACAUCAACAAUCCAAUUCCUCUCUCAAACCCAAAACCCAAGACGAUGGAAUCCCAAUAGAAGACGUAAAAACCCUAGCAAAAUUCAAAUCCAGACACAACUACAUCCGUGUUCUAGAAGUUUCCAGAAAAGCCGACCACCCAUUCCGCGGCUCCAGACUUCUCCUUCUCGACAACCCCGGAAACAUCCACAGCAUUUCCUUCCUCUUCAAAACCCUAACCAACACCUACUUCGACGUUUUUGCCACUAUCCCUCCGAUCAUACCUAAUGGACCUAUCGCCGUACUCGGCUUCGGUGCUGGCUCCACCGCCCGCAUUCUCCUUAACCUUUACCCGGACACAGUCGUUCACGGCUGGGAACUUGAUCCCUCGGUGAUUGAAGUUGCAAGAGAGUAUUUCAAUCUUUCAAAAAUUGAGAGAGAAAACAAACAGAGACUUUUUGUUUACGUUGGAAAUGCAUUGACUGCGAGUUUGGAAGGAGGGUUUUCAGGGAUUUUGGUGGAUUUGUUCUCGGAGGGGAGUUUGAUACCGGAACUUCAGGAGGCUGCUACAUGGGAGAAACUACGGAAGAGUUUGAAGAAAGGAGGGAGGAUAAUGGUGAAUGUUGGAGGGAGUUGUGUGGAGGCUGAGGAUAAGGUUAGAGAUGGGAAUGUUGUGAUGGAAGAAACUUUGAAAGCGAUGAGAAUGGUUUUUGGAGAGAAGCUUUUUGUUCUCAGACUUGGGAACCGUGGAGAUGAUAGCUCUCUUGCUCUUACUGGAGAUUUUCCUGAAAUUGAAACAUGGAAGAACAAGCUUCCAUCUUCGUUGAGAUGUUAUGUUGGUUUAUGGAAGCCAUAUUCUGGUUAGAUCACUUGUUUGAGGUGAAACAGAACGUUCGCUCACCAACUGUUUGUGUUUAUUCCUCUAUGAAGUUUAGGCUUUGAUCCCUCAUUUUUUCAUUGGUUUGAAGGACACUUUUUGUGCAGAAUAUGAUGGUUGUAAUUUUAUUUUAUUGAUUGAUAGGCAAUUACCUUAGGCAUGAUAGUUGUAAUAAUGUAUGUUAACAAGGAUAGGCAGUGGACCUUGGUUUGUGUUUGA